AUGGCGGGAACAACCAACACCACAGCCGAGGCCGCGACGCCUGACGCAGCCCCGACGGCCAAAGAGCUCCUUGCGAACGACCGUGCUGUGAUUGACUUUGCGAGCGGCGACGAGGACGACGAAGAAGAAGAGGACGAAGAGGAUGAGGACGAGGCCGAUGAAGGCGGCGAACGACCAGCCAAACGCCAGCGUCAAGAGCCCCCCGCAAACGACACGUCCAAACAAGUGGAGGUGCCGCGCAAAGCAACGUUCACCCGCGCGGAUAAGAUCAACAAGACCAUCAUGAAAGUCACAGGGAACGACGACAGUGGAUUUUCCAUGUUCGACACGUCGUCGUCGUACCCCAUGAUGAUAGUGUACAAGAAAGAAAUUGCCGCGUCGCGCAAGCUUCUGACGGCCAAGAAACCUCAAGAUGCGUUUUGUAUCGCCAUGGCGGCGUAUUUGAGCAUGCAGGAUUACGACGUGUGGUACCACGACACGGAAGACCCUCGUGGAGUGGAACUAGUGUUCACGGCGUACUACAAGCUGUGGAACGACAUCUUUAAGUCGGACGAUGCCACGCUGGGACUCAAAGGACGCGAUGUGUUGAUCAACGUGCUAAGCAAGUUUGGCAAUGACGUCAAGGACGACCACGAGUACAACUUCCCAUGGUUUGCCAAGGCGUAGCCCGCUGCGGCGACAUACCGCCGCGGGCAAGAGGCAAAUGGAAACGCUGCUCCCGAUGGAGUCGACGACACCGUGGGUAAUGUUGACAUUAUGCUCCACAGUGGCUAGCUCUUGAAGCUUGAUAAAGUUAGCGAGGAUGAGGAAAUAGGUCUACCGAGUGUUGUGUUUAUUAUAAUGUUAUGACGUUAAAGGUUGCUCAAUAAUAUUCGCUAUAAACUUCCAA
Aphanomyces astaci is the source of this 889-nucleotide messenger RNA. RefSeq lists its product as hypothetical. Lineage: Eukaryota; Oomycota; Saprolegniomycetes; Saprolegniales; Verrucalvaceae. The record is from RefSeq and is a predicted model, not a curated record. The coding region runs from base 1 to 666 and encodes 221 amino acids. The transcript has a single exon.